This is a messenger RNA of Rhipicephalus sanguineus (brown dog tick), 561 nucleotides long. RefSeq lists its product as uncharacterized. Bases 90 to 488 code for a protein of 132 amino acids. NCBI's taxonomy places the organism in Eukaryota, Metazoa, Arthropoda, Arachnida, Ixodida, Ixodidae. The transcript is spliced from 5 exons. The record is from RefSeq and is a predicted model, not a curated record.
UCCGAUGUGAGAGUGCUUGAGCUAUUCCAUGUGACGUCCCUGUACCGGGUCUCCACACCGUACGGCACCCGUCUCGCUAAUUGCUCGCGAUGGACGGCAGCGGCUUUCCUGGGCUGGCGCGCACGCUGCUCCUGCUGCUCGUGGCGAUCACCUUCCUGCCCGACAGAACCUGCGUGGUCACUGCAACCAAACCACCGUUGCUCUGCGAAAUGCCAAGGGAAAUGAAAGUACACCUGAUCAUGUGCGCUGAGAGGAUUCUUCAACGACACGUCGUGACGCUGCUUGCCAAGCGGUCCAAGCGCUUAUUCAAGGGGCGCAACCUUGUGGACGCCAUCACCGACAUGUGCGUCGAUCGGUCGCAUAUCAUAAACAACAAUGUUGCCCUUACAGUGAUGCAAGUACCGGACGUGGACAAGAACUACACCGAAUACGCUCUCUGGAACUGCAUGAACACCACGCGCUACUUGAUGCUGUACGGAGGGUCGUAAGGAACUACCAACGCUUCAUGUAAAAAAAAAAAAAGAUGUCGUAGCAGUAAAUAAAGGAUUGCUGCGACGGGAU